Molecule: messenger RNA, 1226 nt
Organism: Lodderomyces beijingensis
Lineage: Eukaryota; Fungi; Ascomycota; Pichiomycetes; Serinales; Debaryomycetaceae
Source: the annotation of a GenBank genome assembly
AUGAGUCCAGUGGAGGCCCCCGCGGCUACGGAGAAGCCCAAAUUUACAAAGAGAAGAUUUGUUGGAAAGAAGGCGGCCUCAACGAGCUCAGACACUUGUCGAAAUGACGAGCAACUGUUUCUGCUGCAGCUGCUGCCACUGCAGCAGCUGCUAGCGGUAGCCAAGACCAACAACCUGAAGCGUCACAUAGGAAGAGUCUUGAACCAGAUACCAGACGAUAUCCUCCACGAUAAAGACUUGAACGAAGCAAUCAAGCUACUACCUUCAAACUACAAUUUCGAAAUCCACAAGACUAUAUGGAACAUACGAAAGCAAAAUGCCAAGCGAGUCGCAUUGCAAAUGCCCGAGGGUUUACUCAUUUACUCGUUGAUCAUUUCGGAUAUUCUUGAAGAGUUUUGUGAGGGUGUGGAGACACUAGUGAUGGGCGACGUUUCAUACGGGGCAUGCUGCAUCGACGAUUUCACAGCACGCUCGCUCGAUUGCGACUUUAUUGUCCACUAUGCCCAUUCGUGCCUUGUCCCCAUCGACGUCACCGAGAUCAAGGUGCUAUACGUGUUUGUCACCAUCAACAUUGACGAAAAACACUUGGUCAACACGAUAAAGCGCAACUUUGCCCGCGGCGCGCAAAUCGCCAUAUUUGGCACGAUCCAGUUUAACCCAACGAUACAUAGCGUCAAGGCCAUUUUGGAAAACGACCAGGAGCCCAUAUUCUUGAUACCGCCUCAGACUCGACCAUUGUCGAAAGGGGAGCUCUUAGGUUGCACUUCGGCCCGAUUGAAUAAAGAACAUAUCCAGGCCACGAUAUAUGUGGGUGAUGGUCGAUUCCACCUCGAAAGCUCAAUGAUACAUAACCCGGACAUACCCGCGUACAGGUAUGAUCCAUACGACAGAAAAUUUACAAAAGAGUACUAUGAUCAACAGCAGAUGAUUGAAGUGCGCGAAGAUGCAAUGCUAUCGACCAAGCGGGCCCACAAGAUAGGUUUAAUUUUAGGCGCGCUCGGGCGCCAGGGGAACCCGGUGACGUUGGACAAGUUGGAGCAGAAAUUUCAGGAAAAGGGGGUGCAAGUAGUCAAGAUUAUCUUGAGUGAAAUUUUCCCGCAGAAGUUGGCAAUGUUUGAUGACAUUGAUGCGUUUAUUCAAGUCGCUUGUCCGCGGCUAUCUAUUGACUGGGGGUAUGCUUUCAACAAGCCCCUCUUGACACCGUACGAGGCUAUGGUCAUGCUUGA